This is a messenger RNA of Gossypium raimondii (Peruvian cotton), 1366 nucleotides long. RefSeq names its product actin-related protein 2/3 complex subunit 2A. Gene Ontology annotation, biological process: Arp2/3 complex-mediated actin nucleation; actin filament polymerization. The transcript has 10 exons. The record is from RefSeq and is a predicted model, not a curated record. Gene Ontology annotation, cellular component: actin cytoskeleton; Arp2/3 protein complex. NCBI's taxonomy places the organism in Eukaryota, Viridiplantae, Streptophyta, Magnoliopsida, Malvales, Malvaceae. Bases 171 to 1151 code for a protein of 326 amino acids. Gene Ontology annotation, molecular function: structural constituent of cytoskeleton; actin filament binding.
ACGGGUGAUUUGAUCCUCCGUCCGGAAAAAGCCUCUUCCAAAGUAAAAACACUGCAAUAGAAGCAACAGAUCCCGGCUCUAAACGAUAAUUGGCACCGAAAGGAAGGAGCCGGAGAGAUAGUUCGAUUUUGGUCUUGUUUGUCCUUUUCGAUCGACGGAGAAAGAAAUCGAUGAUACUUUUACAGUCCCAUUCACGAUUCCUUCUCCAGACUUUGCUGAAUCGAAUUCAGAAUCUUGAAAAGUGUAUUGAACUAGACCAUCACUGGGUUGAAUUUGAUGAUGUUCGUUACCAUGUUCAGGUGUCAAUGAAGAAUCCCCAUAUUCUACUGCUUUCAUUAUCAUUACCUACCCCACCUCUGGAAACUGUUUUCGUUGGUGGACUUCCAUUUGGAGCCAUAGAAGCUAUUAAAGCAGCUUAUGGUGUAAUCGUGCAAAUUCUUGAUCCUCCAAGGGAUGGCUUCAAUCUGACAUUGAAACUGAAUUUGUCCAAACUUCCUCAAGAUGAAGAUCAGCGACAUACUCUUUUGGUAAAGAUUGCAUCUGUUAGAGAAGUGGUAUUAGGGGCCCCUUUAAGAGUAAUCCUAAAACACCUUGCUUCAAGAACUGUUGCUCCUGAUAUAGAUCAGUUUGUUGCCCUUGUGCAUCGGCCAAAUGAGUCCUUCUUCCUUGUUCCUCAGCAGGCAGAGAAGGUGACGGUGGUGUUUCCAAUGAGAUUCAAGGACUCGAUAGACACUGUUUUGGCAACCUCCUUCCUCCAGGAAUUCAUGGAGUCAAGGCGUACAGCUGGGUUGAGUAAUGCACCUCCGUGUUUGUGGUCUCAAACUCCACCGCUGGAACUGAAGGGAGUAACUGAUGAUGCAUUAUCAGCAAAUGCAGGCUUUGUAACUUUUGUUAUUUUACCACGCCAUGUGGAAGGCAGAAAAUUGGACCGUACUGUGUGGAAUUUAUCAACAUUUCAUGCAUAUGUGAAUUAUCACGUUAAGUGCUCAGAAGGGUUUAUGCACAGCCGGAUGCGGCGGCGUGUGGAGUCACUUAUUCAGGCUCUGAAUUGUGCCAAACCAGAUCAGGAGAAGACCAAGAAAACACCACAAACAAGAUCUUUCAAACGUCUGAAUCUCAAGGACAGUCGAACCAAUUCAAGUAGUUCAUAAAUGUGCUAGCUGUUGAUAUGCCCUUGUCGUUCGUACCAAGAAUAGAAGUAGGUGGACUGCCUUCUUGAGUGAAAAAUGAUGGUAUGAAAUUAUUCUAUCCGAUUUUUUUUGUGAAUGUGGAUACUAACUCUACUUUUGAAUAGGAAUCCUCGAAAGUUUGAGUUCGCUUUGGUUUAUUUCGGAUAACAUUUGAUAUCUGAAUUCUCUUUUACUUA